UUGUCUAAUGAUGUGAUGUCACUUCACUCACAGUGGUGGUGGUCUGCUGAUAAAUUUGUUCUUGUUUAAGUUAGGUUAAGUAGGGUGUGGUAGAUUUAUAAAAUUAUUUGAAGUGUUGUAAAAACAUUUAUAGAGUAUCUAAAAUGGAUAGUCAAGGUAGAAAAGUUAUUGUUUGUGAUAAUGGAACUGGAUUUGUAAAGUGCGGUUAUGCUGGAUCCAAUUUUCCUGAGCACAUUUUCCCCUCCAUGGUGGGGAGACCUAUCAUCAGAGCUGUCAACAAAAUUGGAGACAUCGAAGUCAAGGGAUAUUGUGUCAGAGAACUUCCUGACUUGAUGGUAGGCGAUGAAGCAAGCAAACUUCGUUCCAUGUUAGAGCUCAACUAUCCCAUGGAAAACGGAAUUGUCAGGAAUUGGAAAGACAUGUGUCACGUAUGGGACUACACGUUUGGCCCAGAGAAGAUGAAUAUAGACCCUAAAGAGUGUAAAAUUCUAUUAACUGAACCACCAAUGAAUCCUAUCAAGAACAGAGAAAAAAUGAUCGAGGUUAUGUUCGAGCAGUACCAGUUCCAUGGUGCUUACAUCGCCAUCCAGGCCGUGCUGACUCUCUACGCACAAGGACUGAUCAGUGGUGUGGUGGUGGACUCUGGAGAUGGCGUGACUCACAUCUGUCCUGUCUACGAAGAGUACGCGCUGCCACAUCUCACACGAAGGCUGGACAUUGCUGGCCGUGACAUCACCAAAUACCUUAUUAAGUUGCUGCUGCUAAGAGGCUAUGCGUUCAACCACACGGCAGACUUUGAGACCGUUCGGCAGAUGAAGGAGAAACUCUGUUACGUCGGCUACAACAUUGAGACUGAACAGAAAUUGGCUCUGGAGACGACAGUGCUGGUGGAGCCCUACACGUUACCAGAUGGUCGGGUUAUCAAGCUCGGUGGAGAGAGGUUUGAAGCCCCAGAAGCUCUCUUUCAGCCACAUCUCAUCGAUGUGGAGGGUCAAGGAAUAGCAGAGCUGGUGUUCAACACGAUACAGGCGGCGCACAUCGACAUCCGAGCUGAGUUGUACAAACACAUCGUGCUCUCCGGAGGUUCCACCAUGUACCCGGGACUGCCCAGCCGGUUGGAGCGGGAGAUCAAACAACUCUACCUGGAGCGCGUCUUGCGCAACGACAUGGAUAAGCUCAAUAAGCUGAAGAUCAGGAUAGAAGAUCCUCCAAGGCGGAAGGACAUGGUGUUCAUCGGUGGGGCUGUCCUGGCCGAGGUGAUGAAGGACAAACCCAACUUCUGGAUCACCAACCAGGAGUACCAGGAAGAGGGCAAGAAUGUGCUCAACAAACUCGGUCCACGUUCUGGUUAAAUAUCCUACCUCAAAAACGUUUUGUUUUGAUAUAAGUUAAUAUGUAUAUUUUUAAAUAUUUAAAUUUUUUGUAAGACUUUGCAUUUACUUAAGAGUUUUCAAAGUUUUUAUACUGUUAAAUAGGUUUAUACUAUAAAAGUCAUUUAAUAUAAGAUUGAUUCACUAUGAGUUUAGCGAAAUCGAACGUUUUUCAUUUUACCUGCUUUAAGACUUGCAUUUCUAUAGAAGCAGCAUGAUUAUUGAGAUGAAAUGUAUCAAGAUAAAUAAUGGAAACGUGGUUGAUAACAAUUAGUUUUAAAAACCGUUUCAAUAUAGUCUUUCUCUAUCUUCGUAUUAUAAAUGAGUACAACUGUGAAUAUGAUAAAAAAUGGGUAGAAAAAUUAAAUACAAGUGAUAUUUCUCUAUUAAUCAUUGUAUAAAUGACUUAAAGUGUACAUAAUAUAUAGUGGGUAGAAAAAGUAACAGAUAAAUUAAUGAUGGAAUUCGAAGUCCAGCUUUGCAACAAUGAAAGUUAGGGAUCUCGUGAUAAAUAUUUUCAAAACAGAUUAAACAUAUUAAAUAAGUUAAGGUGUUAAUUUCGGUUAACAUCAGCCCUAACACUUGGCUUUCUUUGCCAUAUUGAUGAGAUUAGCAACAAUUUUAUUGACUGACAGAUAAAUUGACAGAAAAUUCACCCACUAGUUUAAUAUAAAAAUUCAACUACCAAAUAAGACUAACAAGAGUUUUGAGGUUAGGAAAAGAGGAUUUUGGUGCAAAUGUUUUUUUUAUAGAUAAUCCUCAAAUAAUGACACAAAUUGUUAAAACUAUUUUUCAACAGUUUAUAUUUAGUUUAUUGCCUUUGUUUGUCUAGAUAUAAAUAUUUAUUGUGAUUUAUUAUCAAAAAGUGUAUUUAUAAGUAAAGUUAUAUUCCACACACAGAUAAGUAUUAUCAUAAUUAUUAUUUUGUAUAAGUUAUCAUUUAGUUUUAUUUAUAAAUCUUUAUUAUUAUUGUGAAAUAAAAUUAGCUCAUUUUUUUAAAGAUUGUAAAAUAUUACAAUGUUUAGGAAUAAAUUGUGAGAUAUCCUGUUUGUAUA
Homalodisca vitripennis (glassy-winged sharpshooter) is the source of this 2425-nucleotide messenger RNA. It is a transcript of the gene Arp2, whose product is annotated as actin-related protein 2-B. Gene Ontology annotation, cellular component: actin cortical patch; Arp2/3 protein complex. Gene Ontology annotation, biological process: Arp2/3 complex-mediated actin nucleation. NCBI's taxonomy places the organism in Eukaryota, Metazoa, Arthropoda, Insecta, Hemiptera, Cicadellidae. Bases 144 to 1352 code for a protein of 402 amino acids. Gene Ontology annotation, molecular function: actin filament binding. The transcript has 12 exons. The record is from RefSeq and is a predicted model, not a curated record.